Molecule: messenger RNA, 1885 nt
Organism: Salvia miltiorrhiza (redroot sage)
Lineage: Eukaryota; Viridiplantae; Streptophyta; Magnoliopsida; Lamiales; Lamiaceae
Exons: 2
Coding region: 112-282 (56 amino acids)
Source: RefSeq, a predicted model, not a curated record
UGUGCAAUAAGAUAGAAAGAGAAUACUGUGAAGAAGAAAACUGAUAAUUCGAGGAGAAAUUUUGUUGCGAGUUUCCUCAACUCCGAUUUUUGCUGUGAAAAUUUGGCAACAAUGGCGCCGCUUCCUGGAUUGUACUCUGGCAAGAGCUCGCUCGGAUUGGUGGCUAGGGUUUCUGCUUUUUCCUUCGGAGUUGUCUACGGCAGCUUAAAACUAAAGGUUCUUAAGGUAUUGUGUCGUUUUUCUCCCUUUAAAUUUGUUUUAAUUUCUUUUGUUUCGCGGUGAUGAAUGGAAUUUAGGGUUUAUGUGUCUGUUUCAAAAGUGUUUCGAGCUUUGAUUUGCUUGUUUGCGUUUCGAGGCGUUUGAUUUCAGAUUGUUUGUUUACUUAUUAUGAUCUCCUUGAUGUGAGGUUGGGGUUGACUAUGUUCAGAUCUGGGACUUUGGUUCUGACUUUUGUAACUAAGUCAUUCGUCGAUUGUUUGAUCUAUGAAAGUGCUGCGGUGGUUUCUGAAUUUGGACUUGUGAUGGACUGAUGGGAGUAGCCUUGAUAUUGCUACUCAGGGUAGGCCUGUGAAAAUGAAAAUAAGCUUGCUUAUGUUGGUUUUGAUUCAAAUUUAUGAAGAUAGUUGUUGAAGUUCUUUUGAUGUGUGGCUAGAUGAUAACUAGUAAUGUUCGUGUGAAUAUAUGUUGUGAAUGGCUCGUUUCAAAUCAUUCUGCAGCUUCUUAGUGAAUGAGAUAAAAUGUUAUGCUUUUGCUGAGUAUUUCUUGUAUAAGUUCUGCCGAGUAUAUUAUAUGUGGAGAUGAAUCAUAUCUGGUUUUGGCUCCCAAGAUUUGUAUUGUUCUCAUGGCUAUCUUGCUGUAAAAUGUUACGGUGAUCACUCGUUUGUUUGAAAUUGCAACAUCUGUUUAGCUAGUGCUUGGUUGGAAAUAAAUGUACGUUUGUAGAUGAGCUAGUUAUGUUUCAGUAGUGUCGAAUAUGUGAUGUAAAUCGCCAUUUCACUGUACUGUUAGUUAAGAUUUAAUUGUGACAGUAAUCUUAAUCUUGUCCAUUGUGGCAAUAUUAUGUGUUAAAUUGCCAAUUGGCUGCAUUUGUAUCAAAUUAUGGAAUUGUUUGUGUUCUUGAUGCAAUGAGAGUUUGUACAUAAGCUUCCAACUUCUAUACGUGCAAAAUGGCCAAUUUUCCUCUUACAUAUUCCCCCAAACCUGUAUGCACUCCUCUUUAGUAACUAAUUGAACUAUCACAUAAAUGCUGCCCCAGCCCAUCGACACCUUUGGAAUCUUCUUACUCUGAGGUUCCUCCAGCCUAAUAGAGAUUAUAACGCAAUGAGAUAGUAGAUCCUGCAUAUAUUGCUUUUAUCAGUUGAUCAUACAUUCUAUCCUGCAGUUGUAUGAAUCAUCUGGCUACAUAUUUUAUGCCACUGCAGUGCUAGAGAUUCUAAUGCAAUGAAAAUAGUAGAUUCUGAAUAUAGUAUUGCUUUAUCAGUGGAUCAUACAUUGUAUUCUCUGUGCUGGUGCAUAAAUUAUCUGGUUACGUACAUUAUUUUAUACCACUGCAUUGCUUCAUCCAUCAUUCUAGCACCGCAAAGACUUAACGCUGUGUCCUUUUAUUUUGAACAGAUACAGGCUAAGUCUCAUAAGAAGGCUGAAGCUAAGGAGCAUCACUAGAGGAUUUUUUUUAUUUUUAUUUUUGAAUGAAAAACUUCCAUCUUUUUCCUGGAUGAAAAUAAUUCAUGAGAAAAACCAGUUCUUCAUUGUUGGCUGAUAUGCAGGACCAUGAAUCUUUUUAGUUGAACUGGUCAGUUAGCAGACAAUGAUUUGAGCAGUUGUUACACUAAUCUCUGUGAUUUGGAUAUGCUCUUAGUGAAAUUCCUUGGUAUGGAGCUCUUAA